AUGAUAAAAUACUUUUUACUUGUAAAUUUUUUUCAUAACUCCUGGGUGUACUCAAUCGACUGCUUUAAAUGUGUUUCUGUAAAUUACGAUUAUAAGCCAUGUGAAGAUCCAUUUCAUCACAAUUAUACGGAAGACAUUUACAAAUCGCCUUGUAUGGGGGGUAAAAAGGGGAGAAAUGGUGUUUUUCCCGCCACAUCAUGUGUAAAAAUUGCUGGUGUGUUCGAUGAUAACAAAGACGUUAUAGUUAUAAGGGGCUGUGCUUUAGACAGUGGUUCCUUAACAACGGACACAGAAAUAGUACGGAUGUCCCAUUGUGGAAGUUUUAUUUAUGAAAAUAGAUAUGCAAAAGGCUGUGUCCAGAGUUGCAAUGACGCCGAUGGCUGCAACAAUGCAAAUAUGCAAAAAAAUAAUCUCAUUAUCCUACUUUUUUACAUGUUUAUUAUUUUAAAAACACUGCCUAAUAUAUUUUAA
Psylliodes chrysocephalus is the source of this 471-nucleotide messenger RNA. The record is from the annotation of a GenBank genome assembly. Lineage: Eukaryota; Metazoa; Arthropoda; Insecta; Coleoptera; Chrysomelidae.